AUGACAGCGCCAACGAUGCGCACAACGCUUCUGCUCACAGAACAUCUGGGAUAUCCGCCCAUUUCGCUUGUAGACGACAUCAUAAACGCGGUUAACGAGUUGAUGUACAAAUGCACACAGGCAAUGGAGAAAUAUCUGCUGGAACGCAGCUCUGUGGGUGGCCACGACUAUACGGAGGAGAUCCGCGUGGGGAUCGCGAAAGUUGAGACUUUAUGGGAGCAUUCUGUAGACAGAAGCUUUGACAAACUGGAACUAUACAUACUGCGGAAUGUGUUGCAAAUUCCACAGGCAUUGAUAGAAAACGGGUCGUUUCGUCUGCGACAUCACGAUUCAUUAGUGCUGCAGAACAGUCCUGGAACGCAGGAGGACGAAAUGGUGGGUAAAGUGGAAUCGAAAUUACAAGAAUUGCGUUCCAAACUACUACAACACAAAAAACUCCGCGACGAGCUGCAAAACUCCCAGAAACUGCUGUGGCGAAUACAGAAGUACAAGCGGCUAGUUCUUGCAAUGUUUGCGGACGAAAGUGUGGCAACAAACGACGAACAGCGGGCCAUUUGGCGUUCGUUGACUCCGAUCAACGAAAGUCUCAAGUUUGUGGUGUCACAGAUUCGCGGACUGGCUCUCGAGUCUAACGACAAAUGCUCCCCGGACCGUAUUCGCAGUCUUGUCGAGCCAACAAUCUCUGCGGCUUCCGCAAAAACAGUGUUAUCGUCACGAACCCAAUAUCUCGCCCAAACUACGCGUUUGGAACUCCAAGAGCUCCCUACGGAGUCCUCCAAACACGGGAACGACUCCGAACACGACUUGGCGUCUUCAACUUCACAUUCAAACAACGAUUUACCAGUCCUAGCACCGGAUUGGUCUGCUUUACAACGCGUUACCGAUCAAACUUCCAACUAA
Lachancea sp. 'fantastica' is the source of this 900-nucleotide messenger RNA. The record is from the annotation of a GenBank genome assembly. Lineage: Eukaryota; Fungi; Ascomycota; Saccharomycetes; Saccharomycetales; Saccharomycetaceae.